This is a messenger RNA of Fulvia fulva, 2388 nucleotides long. RefSeq names its product Short chain dehydrogenase asqE. The record is from RefSeq and is a predicted model, not a curated record. NCBI's taxonomy places the organism in Eukaryota, Fungi, Ascomycota, Dothideomycetes, Mycosphaerellales, Mycosphaerellaceae. Gene Ontology annotation, molecular function: oxidoreductase activity. The transcript has 7 exons. The coding region runs from base 1 to 2388 and encodes 795 amino acids.
AUGUCGACUGCGAGGCCGUUGGAGGGGAAGGUCGCUAUUGUGACUGGUGGGUCGAGGGGCAUCGGGAGGGAGAUUGCGUUGCAGUUUGCGAGGAAGGGGUGUAAAGCGAUCACGAUAACGUACCUCAAUAAUAUUGAGGCGGCGAAGAGCUGUGUCACGGAGAUAAGAAGAUUGGGAUGUGAAGCGAUUGCGAUACAGGGCGUGGAUGUGCAGGGGCAUCAGGCAUUAUAUCAAGAGCUCGCGGAUAGCAUGAUCCAGCAAACGCUCUCUGCUUUCUCCACAACCGGCAUCGACAUUUUGGUCAACAAUGCUGGCGCCGCAGCUCUAUACCCCAACGACGCCCAGGCCGCCCUCGAAUUCUACGGCAUCUUCAACCUCAACGUCCUCACACCCUACAUGCUGAUCCAAGCCGUCCUCCCCGUAAUUCGACCCGGCGGCUCCAUCAUUAACAUUACUUCGAUCUCCGCUCGAGUCGUUUUGGGUGGUCCGACGAUAAUAUACUCGGCAAGUAAGGCGGCGUUGGAGCACAUGACGAGGAACUUUGCCGUCACAUAUGGCGCGAAGAAGCAGAUCACCAUCAAUAAUGUUAGUCCAGGAGCGACGGAUACGGAUGGUUUACGGCAGGCGAGUCAGGAGAUUAUUGAUAUUGUGAAGAAUGAGUGGACUAUCGAGAAGAGAUUGGGGAGGCCGAGUGAGGUCGCAGAUGUGGUAUGCUGGCUAUGUGGAGGUGGAGGAGCAAGAUGGAUCAACGGCGAUACUAUCAACGCUAGCGGUGGGGCAAAUAAACAAUUGCACCUCGACUCAACAACAUCCAGCAUCCGACAUCACCAAAACCAAUUGACCACAGCAAGAAUGGUGUUCGAGUUCACAGGCAACCCGCCCGCCUUUGGCAGACCACCCACUUUCGCUUCUUUCACCGCGACUCCGGCUACAAACAAACUCCCACGCUCCCCGUUUGCGACAGCAUCAUUUGGAUCCUCCUUCGGCGGCGCUGCAUCACUUCCGCUGAACUCGAGUACCGUCACACCACUCGGGAUCACGACAACACACACGCAGGCCUCACGAGACGACAUACCACCCGAGGUGGAAAUCGCACAAGAUGACGAUCUUAUGAGGGCUCUCAAGCGAUGUGCCACCAAUCGCCAAGCGGUGUUCGGCAGACAUGACAUGGAUGCCGAUGCUGCUUUGAACGAGGUUCUGGAAAUGUGCGAUCUCGAUGCUGGGAGGUUGAUGGAAGCGCUUCGAGAAGCCAACUCGGAGAUUGGCAUGUUUGCCCGCGCGGUCUUCAGCACACUUCUACAGAGGCACUCUGAGCUCCAGCCUGCAGAUUCGGCUACCGAGAAGUUUGAGAAGAUUGAGAAGAUCGAGAAGAUCGAGGAGACCGUCCCACGGUGGCUCUCGGGCGAGGACCGGAAGAAGAGCAAGAUUCCCCUGCUAGUGGCGAAGAAAGCCAAGCAGGAGAACGACGAGGUCAUCAUCAGUGAAGGUCCGGUUGAAGAACUCGUACAUGCUACCACCACUCCUGGCAACGCGGCCACGAGCUCGCCAACCAAGCCCUUUCGAUUCCUCGAUCUCCCAGCUGAGAUGAGGAACAUUGUCUACCGCAAACUACUCGUCUCCAAGACUGGCUACAUCUUCCUCGCAGGCCGUCCCUUUCUCGAUGGCGACACAGUGCGACAGAUAGAAGCAAACCGUGACCUUCGCAAAGGCCUCGCCUCUGAUUGCAAGCCAGUCAUCCUCGGGACCUGCAACCAAAUCUACGAGGAGACAAAGGACAUCCUGUAUGCUGAGAACAAGAUCAUCAUGAGCUUCAAGGUGGAGAAGUCGACCAAGCCCUUCCUUCCCACUCAACGCAUCGAUCUGCCUUCGCUGGCACAGAUCAAGUCCCUGGUCUUGGUCCUCGACCUAUGCUCCUCCAGCAGUAACUCCUCUCUGUCGCACAGGUUUCUGAGCGUUCAGGACUUCGUCGCCCUGGUAUGCUGGCGGGAGCUACAGGCUAUGACUGGACUCGAGCAGCUUCGUAUUACCUGCGUCGAGCGCGGAGGCAUCGACCACAGGCAAGCUAUGCUUGUCCAGGUCAUGGAGCGCAUCCCUAGGGCAUGCCAGGUCACAUUCGGAGCGGAGACGGAAUUCGAGAAGGAAUACGUCAAGAAGGUCAUCGAGGACGCUGAUGAACCACACUACAAGUCUUACUACAACCUUGCGACUAGUUAUGAAGCGGACGUGGACAUGGUCCGGAAGUGUGGUGAGGCCGCUAUGGCUACUAAGGGUUGCAAGAACGGCGAUGAGCGAGACUACCGUUUCACAGAUCGCUCGUUCAGCAAUUUGGGGAGUCUUGCCGGGUCGCAGGCUAUCGAUCCGCGAUACGUGCUGGGUGGCGGAUCAUGA